GUGGAUGGCAAAGGUACAGCCUUGAGGAAAUAAUAUUAAAAACAAUACAGAAUCUAAUAGGGCUUUCUCUCUCUCCUCCUUGGUCGCAGGGAGCAACUGAGACUGUUAGAGCACUGUGGACCAGCACCAGAGAAGAGUACUGGAGGACCAGACAACCACUACUACCCCUGAGCCAAGCAUCACCUGGCCAUACACUACCAACAAACACCGUUUGGAGAAGCAGGCUGAGUGUUAAGAUGGCGCUUCUCCUGGCCUUUUCCUCCGUCCUCCUUCUGGUCGGUCCUGCUCUGGCCCAGAGCCCGGACAUGUCCUACGAAGACUAUAUGGCCCAGUUACAGGCCUGUCCCAAAGAGUGCCGCUGCCCGCCCAGCUUCCCCAACGCCGUCUACUGCGACAACAAGGCUCUGAAGCGCAUCCCCACCAUCCCCCCACACACCUGGUACCUGUACCUGCAGAACAACCUCAUCGACGUACUGUCAACAGAUGCUCUCCGCAAUGCCACGCAGCUGCGCUGGAUCAACCUCAACCGCAACCGCAUCACCAGCGAGGGCUUGGAGGAGGGUGCCCUGGCCAACAUGCUCCGCCUGGUCCACCUCUACAUGGAUGACAACCUGCUGAGCUCCGUCCCAGCCAACCUGCCCUCCAGCCUGGAGCAGCUGCGCCUCUCCCGCAACCGCAUCUCCAAGAUCCCCGCCGGGGUGUUCUCAGGUCUGGAUCGGAUGACACUGCUGGAACUGCAGGGGAACAAGCUCCAGGAUGACGCAGUGACUGAGGUGAGCCUCAAGGGCCUGAGCAACCUGGUCCAGAUCAACCUGGCCAAGAACCAGCUUACCACCAUGCCCCUGGGCCUCCCCAUCACCAUCACCCAGCUCUUCCUGGACAACAACGCCAUUGAGAAGAUCCCCGCUGACUACUUCAAGGGUCUACCCAAGGUGGCCUUCCUCAGGCUCAACCGCAACAAGCUGGGAAACGGUGGGCUGCCCAAGAACGUGUUCAACAUGUCCAAUAUCCUGGACCUGCAGUUGUCCCAUAACCAGCUAACUCAGGUUCCUAUGAUCCCCCCAGGCCUGGAACACCUCCACCUGGACCACAACCAGAUUAAGAGUGUGAAUGGAUCUGACAUCUGCCCUGUGUCGGCAGAUGCUCUGGAGGGCUAUGUCACUGAGACCGCUCCUAAACUCCGCUACCUCCGUCUCGAUGGCAAUGAGGUCAAGCCACCAAUACCCAGAGACCUCAUGAUGUGCUUCCGUCUCCUCAGGUCCAUCGUCAUAUAAGAAACACACUUCCACCAGCCAAUCGCAUCUAGCUAUAGUUUCCCGGAUCCAAGGGCAGAUGAUUAUUAACGAAUGGAAGUGACUAUGCUAAUCUAUAUGGAAUUUUGAUCUGUGGACUACUCAUUUGCAUAGUUAUGUUGAGAACUACAUAUUAGACGCCAGGGUUGGGGUCAAACCAAACUCGGUCAAUUUAAGAAUUAAUGCAAUGAAUUGGUCAAUAGAAAAUAAUGGGCCAUUUUCAGUUGUUGAAUUGAGUCUCCUGAAUUGGUAGAAUGGGAAUGGAAUUGACCUCAACCUUGUUGGGUGAAGGUCACCUGACAAUCUGUAGAUAGUGUGAUUGGACUGCACUACUGUCUUUUGACCUAGUUGUGCCUUAUGUUCGUCCUGUAGUCACAAGUGCUUAAUGCAACUGUCUGAGUGUGCUGUUUCAAUACAGCACACUUUGGCCUGAAAGUGGUAGAAAACCUUGAAAUUGUGUUUUUCCAAAACUCUAAAAAAGACAAUAAUUUACGAUGACAAUGUAAUUGGGACAAGAUAAGAGGAAUAUUGUUUAUAAACAGUAUGUAUUUAAGGCAUGUUGAAUCUUCUGAUGACUCAAUGUCCCCAUUCUCUUUCUUUAAAUGGAAGUUCAUCUUUUGUGAAUACCACAAUAAUACUUUUUAAACAUUUUAUACAGCUCCUCUCUGACAGAAUAACUUGAAUUGAUGAUAUUAGACUUGAAACCAAAUUAAAUGCUAAUUAUUUUAUUUUCAAGUUCUCUGUGAAUAGGAAUAUGUUGAGCUAACUUUAGACACAUGCUAGUCCACACAAACAUGCAAUUGUUUGCUCUUUCACAUUUAGCUAAUUUAUUUAAUUGUCUGUUUUUCACUGAAUUCAUUGAAUUCUUGAUCACUGUCUCAAAUGUGAAGUUCCAUUUUGUACUCAAUGGGUCAACCUUGUUUCAGUCAUCUUACGUAUUUCAGAAAUGCCAAAGCAAUUUUGGAAUGCUUACAUUUUGUUAAGAAUAUGUUAAUAAGUUGUGAAUUCCUUAUACAGUCAAUAAUAUAAAUAAAACAUU
Messenger RNA from Oncorhynchus masou masou (cherry salmon), 2331 nucleotides. Its product is annotated as keratocan-like. Bases 237 to 1274 code for a protein of 345 amino acids. The record is from RefSeq and is a predicted model, not a curated record. Gene Ontology annotation, molecular function: protein binding. The transcript has 3 exons. NCBI's taxonomy places the organism in Eukaryota, Metazoa, Chordata, Actinopteri, Salmoniformes, Salmonidae.